Molecule: messenger RNA, 2496 nt
Organism: Rosa chinensis
Lineage: Eukaryota; Viridiplantae; Streptophyta; Magnoliopsida; Rosales; Rosaceae
Product: pentatricopeptide repeat-containing protein At1g12300, mitochondrial
Exons: 2
Coding region: 485-1693 (402 amino acids)
Molecular function (GO): protein binding
Source: RefSeq, a predicted model, not a curated record
GUUUUGGGUUUGGCUUGGGGUCAGUCUUGGUGUCGACGUUGGUUUGUAGGGAUAGAAUGACAUAUUUUGUAAUUUUCAUUUCUGUUGAUGACAUAUCUUUAAUCGGUAGAUAGACUAAUAUCAUAUGAUAUGACCAACUCACCAAGAUUAACCAUUUGAUCUCUGCAUAUGUCACUUUAUCUCAAAAUGGGAAAAUAAAUUUUCACUGAUAAACUCGUGUGGGUUAAAUCGUAGACAGGAUUUCAAAUACAGUGAUUCUACUCAUACUCUGAUGCCUGAUGGUAUUUGGACCUCCUUCAGUUAUAUGAUGAUUAGUCUUCUACCAAAAAAUAGCAGUUUUUGUUCCAUCAAAACAUAACGAAACAACGCUCAAAGCGAGCAGCGGUUUUUGUUGGAUUGGCAAAGCUCUCACUCGUCUAGGAAAUCAGUUAGAGGUUUCAGCAUUGUUCUUCCCAACAAAGCACUUGUUGAAUCGAGUCUGACGAUGACGCGCAGAAUGUCGUAUUGCAGCGUCAACAGCACUAGAGGUAUACUUUCUUCCCUUCGCUCUACUGCUCGUGUUGCUUCCAUCUACAAUUUCAUGGCUUUGUUUCAUUCUCAUUCCUCAAACCCAACCACACCUACAGAAACCCAUUUAGAGAGGCUUGUGAGAAAACCUCCCUUACAGGAGUUCAAGCCAAGAGUGAGUAAUGUUGAGGAUGCCGUGAAGGUGUUCGAUGAAAUGCUUCAAAAGCGUCCUCUGCCUUCUUCGGUUAUCCCUUUCAAUCAAAUCUCCACCUUCAAUGUCUUGGUUGAUGCACUUUGUAAGGAGGGUAUGGUCGUAGAAGCCAAAAGUGUGGUUGAGAUGAUGAUUCAAAGAGGAACUGAACCUGACACUAUUACAUACAGUUCCCUUAUGGUUGGUUACUGUUUGCGAGAAGAGAUGGAGGAGGCAAAAAAUGUUUUUGAUCUAAUGGUUAGCAAGGGCUCCAUGGUUAAUGUUCGGAGUUGUAACAUAUUGAUAAACGGGUAUUGUAAGCACAAAAAGAUUGAUGAGGCCAAUAAGGUUUUUCAGGAAAGGCUUCCAAUGGAACUUGUUCCCGAUACCAUUACUUAUAACACUCUUAUCGAUGGUUUUUACAAAGCAGGGAGAAUACAAGAGGCAGAAAAUUUGUUGUCUGAGAUGCAAGGUCGCGGCCAACUUCCAGAUCUUCAAACUUAUAAUAUUAUACUUGAUGGCCUGUGUAAUAACCAACAACUUUCUACAGCACUAGAAUUGCUUAGAGAGAGAGAAGGCAGCAAGUUGGAACUAGAUAUUGUAGCUUACAAUAUUAUCAUUGAAGGUUUGUGCAAAGCUGGGAAAAUGGAUUCUGCAACAGAGGUCUUCUCUGGUUUGUCAUCAAAAGUAGUUCAGCCUAAUGUGAGGACAUACAAUAUUAUGAUUUAUGGAUUUUGUAAAGGAUGCUUAUUACGUGAAGCAGAAGAUCUGCUUAGAGGAAUGGAAAAGAAAGGCUGUUCUCCUAAUGGCUGGACAUAUAACACAAUUAUCCGAGGGUUGAUCAAUAACAAUGAGACAUCAUGGGCUAUGGGACUAAUUCAAGAAAUGGUUGAGAAGGGUUUCUCUGCAGAUGCAUCAACUAUGGAAUUGAUAAUUGGUUUAUUGUCUAAGGAUAUAGUAGAUCCUGCUUUGUUGCUGUUGUUAAAAGAUUCAUGAUAAACUUGAUUUGAUUGUUUGAAACAGAACUUUCUAGUAUGAGUAGGAAACAUGAGACUUCUGCAUUUUGACAACCUUGGAUCUACUGCGUACGUUAUUUAUUAAUUCAUCAUUUGAAUGCCCAAUGCCAUUUCCUGUAUCAGAUAGCACUUUUAGCAUUGUCAUAACCUCAUCUAUAUAUCUUGGAACUUUCAAUGAUAUUGACUAAUUCCAGCUAGAUUGAUAAACUGCUAGUUAUAUGGUGCUACUCACUACUUGAUAUGAUUUAUCAAUAUGUAGAUUUGACCUAUUUGGGAAAUAAGCUAAUUGAUUGUUGUACAUUGUGUUUAUGGUGAUCUUUAUCUUGGAUGUAGCAGUACUGCAGUAGUCAUAGAAAUUUUGAAUAGUAGGAUGUAUUUUCAUUUUCUUUUGUUUGUUCUUUUUGGUCUGAAUAAUGUAAUUUUAGAAUUUUCUCUGGCUUUGGUGGUUUACCUGGAUAUUAUACUAAAAAACAUAUUUACCGUAUUAUGAUAUCUGUCAUGUAUAUUCACAUUGGGAGCUCAGUUACAUACCAUCGCUCAUCCUCUAUAAUUUUAUUUGUCAUUUAAUUAUUUAUGAUUUACUGGGCGCAAAAGCAUUUCUCAGCGAGUAAAAGAUGCCUUAUUUAAGUAGAAGAACCUCGGUGAAUCAUUGAACCGGAACUGGAAAGUAACAGUACUGAGUUGGAUGAGCAAGUGAUUUGAGUUAGUUACAGAGUUAUCCAUGCUGCAGUGAGGUUCUGACAGAAACCUGGACAGACAGAACAGUUUGAGGGGCCACAAGAC